AUGGAGGCGGCGGCGCUGGAGGCGCGGCUGGAGUACGAGCGGCUGCUGUGCGAGCGGGAGUUCCUGCUGCGCGAGACGGCGGCCACGGCGUGCCUCACCGCCCGCGCCACCACCGCCCGCCAGACCGCGGCGGAGACGGACAUUGGGCUGCUGCGCGACUACCUCGAGGGGCGGCGGCGCGGGGACGCGCGGGCGUGCCGCACGGCGGAGGAGGGCAUGCGGGCGAAGGUGCACGCGGCACGGCGGCGCGCGGAGGAGCUGCGCCACAUCCUUGCGGCGCUGCAGAAGGAGGCGGUGGGCGUCAGGGCGGGGUGCGCCUCCCUCCCCAUGUAA
Molecule: messenger RNA, 333 nt
Organism: Trypanosoma conorhini
Lineage: Eukaryota; Euglenozoa; Kinetoplastea; Trypanosomatida; Trypanosomatidae
Exons: 1
Coding region: 1-333 (110 amino acids)
Source: RefSeq, a predicted model, not a curated record